CAGAAAUGAUAACGCGCCCUAUUUCAGAACUCACUUUAUUUUUCAAUCAAUAUUUGGACUAUUUAAAUUUUUUAUUAAAUGAUUGAAAUGACAAUUCUCACUUUUGUUGUGAAAACGCCAAUGUAAUACAAUUAGGAAUGACUGUUGAUGUGAUGGGCUUUCUGUUGGCGGGCACAUAUACCGCAUUGGGCGUUGUAAAAGCUAUGGAUAAUGACUCCUUUAUUCAAUUAGGAGCAAGUCUCAUUGUUGGUAGUGUUCUAGGUUAUGGUGCGUAUUUGAAUUCAAAAGAUCCCCCACGUCCUUUGUUUCAGUUGUCUACUGAACUUUUGUUGGCCGGCAUAAUGGGUACACGUUAUACUUUGACAAGCGAUGUUAACGAUGGCGCAUUAUUUUUAGCCACAGCUGCUUCAGCGUUUUACAAUUCUUAUACUUAUACCGAAGAUUUAAGUAAUCAAAUUGAUAUUGACGACUUCUUGGGAAGAGUGGAUAGUAGGAAAAUCACUAUUAAAAUACCAGAUAUCAAAAAGGCGAUGGAAUAACUGAAUAUAAAAUUUGUGAAUAUAUAUAUGCAUAUGUAUGUACAUACAUAUAUAAAGAGUUUAAAUAUUCAUAAUGCUUUUAACAUGUUUAGAAUAGUUACCUCGCCGCAAUCUCCAAAUUGAUUUGGUGAAUAUUUCUGCCAUAGUAAAAACAACUACAAUAAUCUUGUGUUAGGGGCUUUGCAACAACCCUACUAUUAAACUCUCUCCUCGUACCUACAAAGCGGCCAAUUAACAAAGUUUUUGCGGAUUUUUGCGAACUUUAUAGUUUUACAGCUGUGAUAAUAGAUUAUAUCUUCAAUACUUACGAGUUCGUAUACUCUUACGCAUAACAAUAAUGAAAAAUGUUAUUUUACAAAAAUAAUACACAUAUGUAUCAA
Bactrocera tryoni is the source of this 919-nucleotide messenger RNA. RefSeq names its product transmembrane protein 14 homolog. Bases 138 to 539 code for a protein of 133 amino acids. Gene Ontology annotation, cellular component: membrane. The record is from RefSeq and is a predicted model, not a curated record. The transcript is spliced from 2 exons. Lineage: Eukaryota; Metazoa; Arthropoda; Insecta; Diptera; Tephritidae.